AUGGCAGAGCUGGAGCCGCACGGCAUAGCGCGCCUGGUAGUUGAGGAGUGGAUAUUCAUCUCAUUAGCAUUUUACAUCGCUGGGUAUGCGCGGGUGAUAAGACAAAUUUUAAGCUUUCGCACAAGACGCUCCGAAGACUCCGUGCACUAUCCCUACUCUAGCGCCCUGCUCUUUGCGAUCGUGACACUGAGCUACCUUCCAAUUAUUACAUACAUGUUUCUAAACUUACUGCAGAAUGCUGGGGUCUUUAUCUCCGAGAUGUUUUACUACUAUAUUAGAACGAUAUUUCUUUUUAUCGACAUUUUCCAGCCCAUCUUUCUCUGCCUCCUGUUUACUUCAUUUGCCUUUUCCCCCGUACAUGCAACCUUCUACGCAAAGCUCUGCAUUCCCCCACUUUGUGUGAUCUAUUUGCUGGGUCUCAUCUAUGAGUUUAACUCCGAGCCAAACUACGUCUCUACCUCUUCCGGAUACACCAGCAAUGUACUUAUACAUGCUCUUUCCGUUGUCGCUGUGUUCAACAUAAUCAUGACAAUCUUCAUCAAUUGCACCGUGCGCAGCAGGUUCCUCAAGGUUCUGGAGUCCACUGUGACAUCGCGGAAGUGCUUAUAUAUGCUGUGCCAAGAAUCAACUUUUACGAAGUGGACAGAAAAUCUGCUGGAAGUAAUUACUGUCCUUAAUGUGAAAUAUCUUUCAGUGACGCUACUGACACGUUUCCUUACCUUCCUCAAUGUAUUUCUACCGGUUAAGGUGUAUCAAAAGAUAUGGAUUUUCGCUCCCCUAGCCAAUUUGGUGACCUGCACAAUAACAUUUGAACCCGUUGUGCGACCCAAGAUGGCGGCCAGGUUUUGCGAGAUCUUGUUCAAUAAGCGCUCAAGACACCUCUUUAAUAUAUACAUCACACAGACGGGAGCGGGCAAUCAGCAGUUAUUCUUUCUUACUGAUGCAGCUGCAUAUCAAAAUGAAGUAGCAGUGGCGACAGAUACGACUCAAAUGAAAGACAUUCUGAUUCGUGUCUACUACGCCUGGUUUAUAAAAACGCCUAUCUUCUCUACAGAGAUAUACAAUUCGGUGACUGAAACAGUUAUCUCCCUACUGUCUCUGCCCCACUCUGACGGAGAUCUUCAGGGGUACAAAAAACUAUUCAUCCGGUGCCUAAGGGACGCAGAGAUAAGCGUGUCGCAUUACAUAUCACAUAUCCUCUUGGAAAAGUACCAGCGUUCGCGCAUCGGCUUCAUGGAAUAUGUCUAUAACACCUUUUUCUGUCUUGCAAAGCCGUGCCGGAGCGACAAGAUGGCAGAAGACUUGAUAACAAAUGUGUUUGCAUUGAAGCGUGACGCAGUUGAGACCAAGGAGAUAGUCGACACGGUUACUUCGAAUCCAUACACGAUAAUGCACAUACCCAACAUUAUAGCUCUCUAUUUGCCAGCACACGAGAUCAAUUAUACCCCCUCUGGUGAUAUAAAGCCACCGCUACAGUAUAAAUCUAGGUUUUUAGUGCAAGAGACCCAUCAGCAGCUUCUGGCCCUGUCCAUCGAUCUUCUGAACACAGAUGCUAUCACGAACUCGCAGAAAAAGCUGAUCAGACUGUAUCUGAAAGAAAUGUUCAUGAGACAGAUACAGCACCAACUCUUUGUUCGAGACCAGGAUAUUCAUUUGGAGACAAUCCACUACUUCUUUGGUCAUCUAAUAGGAAAGAGGAACAACGCAUCUCUCAGAAAUCCUUUGCUGAACAAGUAUGACGACAGGAGCAGGAAGGAGACGAUGAACAUUAACAACUAUUUGUCAGACCUUCGUUCAUCGGUCACUCAUAUAGAGCAGAGUAUUGAUAAUGCCGUCGACGCCUUCUUGUCCGGUACGUUUUGUGCGCGGGAUUCUAUAACAGACGAUGGGGGGCAUCUGUCCUACUCGCUCGUUCGUGACAGCUUCAGUGCAGACGACAUGGUCCGACAAGCUAAGAUAGGCCAGCGCGUAAAGGUACGAGGACAGUAUCUUGCCUGCCCAACGCCUCAGAUACCGGAGAAGAAUUACAAGACCAUCGAGGAGCUUUCUGCCAGUGAAAAGGCGUUUUUAAAGUCCAUUAUUAUUUCUAGAUCAAAAAUAGUCGACACAGAGCAUUUUAUAAUGAAAAUCAAUGAAGAUGUGUAUAGCCAGUACCCUCAUAGCUUCUUUUCUCAAGGAUGCGAAGAUUACCAGGAUUACACAACUGGAACGCUUUUUCCAGCCAAGGUAAGCAAGAACUUCAAGAAGAUGACCAACGAGGCUAUGGCCUCUUAUUGGGCUAAUAUCAUUUUGAAUGGAAGUGUCUCAGAUGAAAAGUUGGAGGCAGAGAGGCCCGAGAAGCUAGAACAUACGUUGUACACGUUUAGGAGUAACGUGUCAAACCAUAAAAAGCUCUUCAGGCUUCUUUUUUCCUGUAUUCAAUACUUUGAGUUGUCGCACUAUAAGAUACCUCCCCAGUCUCUCUCAGAUCUUUGCUAUAAGCUCACGACCAAUGAGGUUUCCAGCACCUACUACUGCAGCUCACGGUCUAUCCUGGUUCUAAGGCAAGUAUUCAUCUUUCUAGCCAUGCUCCAAAAAGGCUCUCACGGCCUGUUGUCAGACGCACAAAUUCUAGGCCUGCUUUUAGGGGCAGCCUGUUCCUACUUCAACCAUGUUGCAUACACAGAGGAUGGCGUCAUUUCGUCCCAGCAGUGGCUCGCAGGCGUGUACAAUGACAGAUCGCCGAUAAUGAACUACACUGCUGCCUCUGGGUGGAUUCUGAUGAGAGAAUCCGGUGUUCUCAUUAAUAUCCCACAGUCUACUUGCAGGAUAAUCCGUACGGUCUACAUAAACUUCUUGCGCGCCAUCUGUAAGAAGGCGCUUGUGAGCAGCUAUGUCCAUCUGCUGUCUGAAAUGGAGCAUCCUAUUAAGAAGGACACUGUAUGUGAUUUUUCUAUGCGGGUGUGCCUCCUCUAUGCUGCAAUUGUGGCUCAAUCUGAUCAGCUGUCGAAUAAGUCCAAUGCUAUCUACUUGUCCCUCCUCAAUUAUGCAGAAAAGAGACAUGAGGAACAAAUUCUUACGUACUCGUUAUACACAGACGAGUCGUACCUCAUUCGCAUUACGCCCUAUAUGGAUCUUCUUCCACCAACAGAAUAUGCCAAAUCUCUACAUGUAUUCUCGCCCCCGUUGGAUCUAAUCGAGCAGGCUCUAGUAGUUAUUGGAAAUGUUCUAGAAGUACCGGUGGACUCGUGGCUCAAAGACAUAGAGUUCUUGAGCAAAGACCUUCGGUCCGUUGGGAGGCUCUGGGCAAACAUUCUUCUUCGCAAGUAA
This is a messenger RNA of Giardia duodenalis, 3309 nucleotides long. RefSeq lists its product as uncharacterized. Gene Ontology annotation, molecular function: 3',5'-cyclic-nucleotide phosphodiesterase activity. The coding region runs from base 1 to 3309 and encodes 1102 amino acids. The transcript has a single exon. Lineage: Eukaryota; Fornicata; Diplomonadida; Hexamitidae. Gene Ontology annotation, biological process: signal transduction. The record is from RefSeq and is a predicted model, not a curated record.